Messenger RNA from Vanderwaltozyma polyspora DSM 70294, 414 nucleotides. RefSeq names its product Ypd1p (gene YPD1). The record is from RefSeq and is a predicted model, not a curated record. The coding region runs from base 1 to 414 and encodes 137 amino acids. The transcript has a single exon. Lineage: Eukaryota; Fungi; Ascomycota; Saccharomycetes; Saccharomycetales; Saccharomycetaceae. Gene Ontology annotation, cellular component: nucleus; cytoplasm. Gene Ontology annotation, biological process: phosphorelay signal transduction system; phosphorylation. Gene Ontology annotation, molecular function: protein histidine kinase binding; histidine phosphotransfer kinase activity.
AUGUCCAUACCUAAGGAAGUUAUUGAUUGGAAUAUUUUAAAUGAAAUCAUAUCAAUGGAUGAAGAUGAUCCUGAUUUUUCAAGGAUGCUAAUCAUGCAAUAUAUCGAUCAAGCUCAGACGACGUUUGAUAAAAUGCAAAAUGAAUUAGAAACUACAAAGGAUUUAAGUGCAUUGAACAGCUUAGGUCAUUUUCUCAAAGGUUCCUCAGCUACUCUUGGAUUACAAAGAAUUGCGUGGAUCUGUGAAAAAAUACAGAAUCUAGGUAAGAAACAAUCAAAUGAGGUAAUACCAGCAAUAGACGGUAGUAAUGAUAAAGUUUAUCUCGAAAUGAUAUCAAAGGCUUUAGAUCAAGCUAGAGUAGAAUUUAAACUGGCGAGAAAAGAAUUAUCCGAUUAUUAUAAAACUGAAUUAUAG